Diorhabda carinulata is the source of this 603-nucleotide messenger RNA. RefSeq lists its product as uncharacterized. The transcript has 3 exons. Lineage: Eukaryota; Metazoa; Arthropoda; Insecta; Coleoptera; Chrysomelidae. Bases 81 to 569 code for a protein of 162 amino acids. The record is from RefSeq and is a predicted model, not a curated record.
UUCAUUCGACAAAACUACAGUUUACAAUAAAUAAAAAACAGUGAAAUUAUUCAAGAAAAUUUAACGCUACCUCCAGUAAUAUGAGUUUAAAAAAAGAAGAUUUGGUGAAGGCUUAUAACCUAAUAUUAAAGUGUCAAUACGAUAAACCUUUAUAUUUGAAUGUUGGAAUGGACGAUGAAAUGAAACAGAUUUUACAGACAUCCAAGAAGAUAGAAAACGCUUCGAAAAAAGAAGGAUUAAGAGAAGGCAUUUCAGCAGGACGUGAUAGCAAUUUUCAAGAAAGUUUUGAUAGAGGCUUUGAAGAAGGCUUUAGAAACGGGUUUCUAUUGGGAAAAUGCAAAGGAAUCUUAAUAGCAGAAUCAAAACUUAUGACAUCAGAUGAAAAAACACAUGCUUUAUUAGAAAAUAUAAGCCUAGGCUCUUGCGAAAUCUGCAAAAAUCAAGAUUCUUUGAUAGAUGAAGAAAAUAUUGAUAACCUCACAGAAAUACAGAUUAAAUCUUUCAACAAAAAUGUUCAAACUUUGAUUUCUAAUUUUGGAGAAAAUAUACUGAGUGAUAUAACAAAAUAAGUAAUUUGGAAAUAAAGAAAACACUAGAUGUUUA